Messenger RNA from Zerene cesonia (dogface butterfly), 553 nucleotides. It is a transcript of the gene RpS20, whose product is annotated as 40S ribosomal protein S20. Gene Ontology annotation, cellular component: cytosolic small ribosomal subunit; ribosome. Gene Ontology annotation, biological process: translation. Gene Ontology annotation, molecular function: structural constituent of ribosome. The coding region runs from base 153 to 524 and encodes 123 amino acids. The record is from RefSeq and is a predicted model, not a curated record. Lineage: Eukaryota; Metazoa; Arthropoda; Insecta; Lepidoptera; Pieridae. The transcript is spliced from 3 exons.
UUAGGGGUAAAUAUUUCUGAGAGUUGGUAACACUGCGACAUGAUAUUUUUGUUCUCUUUUAACUUGACGUUUUGAGUGAGAUUGUUCUCCGGUUCAGCGCUGAGCAAUUUUUACGGAAAAGUUGUUUAACUCGGCCGGAAAAUCAUAACAAAAUGGCAGCCGCUGUCGUGUCAGGCAAGGAUAUCGAGAAGCCCCAGGCUGAGAUCUCGCCAGUCCACCGCAUCCGUAUCACACUGACUUCACGCAACGUGAGGUCUCUAGAGAAAGUGUGCUCGGACCUCAUCAAUGGUGCCAAGAAACAGAAGUUGCGUGUUAAGGGCCCAGUGCGCAUGCCAACCAAAGUGCUUCGCAUCACAACGCGCAAAACGCCCUGCGGUGAAGGUUCCAAAACAUGGGACAGGUUCCAAAUGAGAAUCCACAAGAGAGUGAUCGACCUGCACUCUCCAUCAGAGAUUGUUAAACAGAUUACUUCUAUUAACAUCGAGCCUGGUGUAGAGGUUGAAGUGACCAUCGCCGACGCGUAGGCACAACUGCCAAUAAAUAUUUACACAUA